AUGUCGUCUCCUCGUCAAAAAUUGGCGGCAUUUAUCAUAAUAUGUUUCGCAGGGCUAGUUGUUUCUGAAAAAUUCGCCUAUGUCUCAGUUCUUUCUUCAGAUUCGUUUCUCACAGCUGCGAAGGUGUUAGCCCACCGGUUAAAAUCUUUCAAUACUACAAUUCCAUAUAUAGUCAUUGUCACAGAAGACAUCAGUUUCGAAUCAAUCGAUUCAUUGAAGAGUCAAGGAGUUGUUGUAAUACAUGACAAGAAAAUCGACACUCCGUAUAUCAAAACUCAUAAAGCUAGGAAAUAUCAUUACACCAAAAUUCGAUUAUGGGAAAUGGAAGAAUACGACGCUAUCACUCAUCUUGAUCUCGAUGUUCUGCCGCUCACUGACAUUUCCUCAAUUUUCCACUGCGGCACAUUCUGCGCAUCAUUCCGCCAUUCGGACAUGUUCAAUUCGGGCGUAUUUGUACUAAAGCCCAAUAAAACAAUUUUCUACGACAUGGUCCAACGCGUUCAGUCGCUUCCAUCUUACGACGGUGGCGAUCAAGGCUUUCUCAAUUCAUAUUUUUCCGAUUUGAAAUACGCGCCAAUGUUCAACGCUUCUGAUCCGUUUCAUCAACCGUAUAAUUCGUCAAUGAGAAGACUCUCGGCGGCUUUCAACUAUGAUAUCGGCAUGUACUACCUUAACGGUGGCCGAUACCUCAUUGAGCCAAAAAUUAUCCAUUAUACACUUGGGCCGACGAAACCAUGGAUUUGGUGGACUUACCCAUUAUUCGAUCUCAAUUAUGUUUGGCUUGAAGCUAGGCAAAUAACUGAGAGCGCUGCUGGCGACUUCUAUAUCAUCUCCGAAGUCAAGGCCCAUCGUCAGUCAUAUGUUUCACAUUUAAUCUACAUCAUCGCAAUUCUUCUGAGCUUACAAAUCGUUCCAAUGGCUUAUCACCCAACACCAACUUGGAUAUUCUUCUCUAUCAAUACGUCCUGGGCCGCUGUCACCCUCUCGACGAUGUACGCCAAAAUUCGUCGCGGCAUCCAGCCGCCGGUUAUCGAUGCGCUUCUCGUGCUUUUCCUUAUAUUAGCAACCCAUUCCAUCUCUGGACUUAUCGUUGGAAAUAUCACCCCAUUCAGCAAGAAAGUGGUCACCGUGAUCGCGGUUAUUGUUAUUAAUCAAAUCGCAAUCAGCUUCUAUAUCCGCCACAUCCUUUUCGAAACCGUGUUCACCAAUAACCGAUGCAAGAUGUUGAAGAACCGCAUUCGUAGGCCGUAA
Caenorhabditis bovis is the source of this 1251-nucleotide messenger RNA. NCBI's taxonomy places the organism in Eukaryota, Metazoa, Nematoda, Chromadorea, Rhabditida, Rhabditidae. The record is from the annotation of a GenBank genome assembly.